Messenger RNA from Homarus americanus (American lobster), 378 nucleotides. Its product is annotated as YLP motif-containing protein 1-like. NCBI's taxonomy places the organism in Eukaryota, Metazoa, Arthropoda, Malacostraca, Decapoda, Nephropidae. The transcript has a single exon. The coding region runs from base 1 to 378 and encodes 125 amino acids. The record is from RefSeq and is a predicted model, not a curated record.
AUGGUCCCAAGGCCCCCCAGUGGUCCUGCCUGGGUGCCUCCCCCAGUGCUGGGUCCUGUUAGGUGCCUCCCCCAGUGGUCCUGCUGGGUGCCUCCCCCAGUGGUCCUCUUAGUGGUCCUGCUGCGCCCCUCUAGUGGUCCUGCGGUGCCUCCCCCAGUGGUCCUGCUGCGCUCUCCAGUGGUCCUGCUGGCCUCCCCAGGUCCUGCUGUGCCUCCCCCAGUGGUCCCACAGGCCUCUAGUGGUCCUGUUAGGUGCCCCCCUCUAGUGGUCCUGCUAGGUGCCUCCCCAGUGGCUGGUCCAGGUGCCCCUCCUAGUGGUCCUGCUGUGCCUCUAGGUCCCCCGCUCCUCCACAGUGGUCCUGCUGGGUGCCUCCUCUAG